Molecule: messenger RNA, 390 nt
Organism: Sporothrix schenckii 1099-18
Lineage: Eukaryota; Fungi; Ascomycota; Sordariomycetes; Ophiostomatales; Ophiostomataceae
Exons: 1
Coding region: 1-390 (129 amino acids)
Source: RefSeq, a predicted model, not a curated record
AUGGAGGAACCCCUGCAGGCGCUGCGAACCGCGACGAAAGCGCUUGCAUUUGGACUUCACGAGAGACAGUGGCAAGAAAAGGCGAGACAAGCCAGCGACGAACAAUUCUCUUCGUGGAAAAGGCAAGAGAGACACUCCCAAAGCUCCUGGGCCUCUCGUUUCGCUGCACCCUGCGUGCUCGCGAAACGUGUAUGCCUCAGAUCCGGGCGGCGGGUCGCUCACCACGCUCGCCAUGGGCGCCCCAGUGAAACAUCUCGUGGCCCCUGGGCUGUCGCACCAGCCAACCAUUUCCUCCUGACGUCGCUGCACAGAACCGGCCCUGUCUUUUCUGCUUUGGCUGCUGCUGUUGCUGGCUGCUCUGCUGUUCCUCUCCCCAUUAUUUUCACCUAA